UAUACAUGUACACGUAACUGACGCAUGCGUAUGUGAUUGAAAACGAAACUGCAGGAUGUUUAUGUUGUUAAUUAACUAAUAAGAUUCCUUAAACAAUGACGGGGCAGUUGCAAGAUAACUACAUGGAUCAGUUGGACUCCUGGAUUGGUACGGGACCCAAGAUCUUCACCCUGCUAUACAAGAUAACUAGGGAUGGAUGUAACGCUACAACAUUCCAUCAGAAGUGUGACAAUCAGGGACCGACUGUGACCGUGCUGUACAACCAACAGGACUCCGUGUAUGGAGGGUAUGGGAGUGCUAGCUGGAACAGUAUUGGAAACUAUAUUCAAGAUGCAAACGCUUUCCUAUUUCAACUGAAGUAUUCAGGCAACGAUACGCGUACAAAGUUUCCAGUUACACAGGCGAUUUAUGCGUUGUAUGGACAAUCAACAUACGGACCAACGUUUGGUCAUGGACACGACCUCAAAACCUUUAUUGGCACAGCUAAUAGCUCUGGAGGCUAUUUUGCUUUGAAUGGUUAUUUGACCAUUGGUACUGCCUUCAACAACCAAAGGAUCGAUGCCAAACUAAUUAACAACGGAAAUAUGUGCGUCACUGAGCUAGAGGUGUACAGUGUUACAGAUGGUGUUCGGAAAAAGUCCCCACCACACGCACCGCAAUCCUGGAGAAAAACUCCGGAAUGGAAUGAAAAGUUUCUUGAGACGCUUAACGAGGACAUCGUAUCAUUAAAACCUUCCGGGGAAUUGGGACUAUCGGAUGUCCGUAUCCUAAUGUUGGGUCCAGUGGGCACGGGCAAGUCAAGCUUCUAUAACACCAUCAACUCGGUGUUCAAGGGCCGUAUCUCGCAGAGGGCUCGAUGUGGGAAUGCUACACACAGUAUAACAACAGCGUACACCCCAUAUUUAGUAAAGGCGCGUUCAGGAGCGUCGUUGAAUUUCCGGUUCUGCGACACACGUGGUUUGGAGGUAACCCAAGGUCUUGACAUUCUGGAAUGCAACUACCUGCUAGAUGGGAACAUUCCAGACUAUUACGAGUUUAACCCAGCCACGCCAAUCAGUCCCGAAAAUCCCGGGUUCGUGCAUCAUCCGAGAGUACCUGAAAAGAUUCACUGCGUUCUUUUUGUAAUCGACGCAAAAACAGUGGGCGACAUUCCACCAAAAUUGGUCGAAAAAAUGAACAGCUUUCAAAAAAUCAUGAAUCACAAGGGUAUUCCACAAACCGUUCUGCUGACCAAAGUUGACCUGGCCUGUCAAGACGUUGCCAGUAAAAUUUCGAACGUGUUUACCAGCAAGACAAUUGAGGCUGCGGUGGACAAGGUAUCCGGGCUUCUCGGGUUGCCUAGAAACAACAUACUUCCGGUAAAGAACUACGAGAAUGAGAUGCAGCUGGAUGACAACAUCAGCAUCCUGGCGUUGCUUGCAGUGCGGCAGGUGUUGUACUUUGCAGAAGAUUACAUUGAGAACCUUCAGGAGAAGAUGAGCGCGCGCAAUGUCUCAAGUGAGAAGCCGAACAAACAGGAACAUAAAGAGAAACGCAACGACAAAGAAUAAUAAAAACACUUUAAUAAUGAAAAAGUUUGGACACCAUAUAUUGAGUUAACUUGUAACAUUUUAUGAAUAACACGUAUGUAUAAAAAAGCUUUCUUUUAAAAUAUAUUUAUAUUCUGUAUUACUCCAAAUAAAUGGUGUCUUAAAAUAUCAGAUAAAUAACACAAUUUUAAUAGCAUGUUCUAAUGUGUUAAUGACAGCGUUUUAUCUAAUUGCAAUUUGCUGCUAAUUUUAAACUGUAAGUUACAUUUGUAUAUUGUAACAUUAUCAUAUGGACUUUUAUGAUUUUCUUAUGAUAUUUUACUGAGAAAAAGUCUGGUUUAAUCCAAACUGCUUUCACUGGCUACUUGUAUUCAUAGUCAUGUACUGUAAUUGUCUUUGUAUUUUUUGGCCGAGUGUUGUAUACUGAACCCAAAAGUCUUGCUUUAACGUUUGUUUUUAACUUCUUUAAAAUGUAUGUUUUGUAUUUGUUUUCAAAAUGUAUCCUUUUUAAUUACAUUGGCGUAGUAUAGUGAUUUUGAACUGUUGCAAUUGUUUGCUUGUCACGUUUACAUUGAUUUGUACCUUUCAUUUAACACAAAAAAGAACGUACAUACAAACUGUCAUAUAACUAACGUGAAGUAAUUUAACGUAUUUUAAAGAUACUUCCGCCCCCCCCCCCGUAAAAAAAAAAUAAAAAUAAUAAUAAAUAAAUAAAUGAAUAAAUAAUAAUAACUACAUAAAUGGUAAAUAAUGUGUCAAUUCGAAAAUCUCAGAUAUACCUAUUGCAAUAUAAUGUCCUGAAAGGCAACCUUUGGCCGCUGAUGAAAUGCAUGUUUGGCUGAUUGGCCGCUGAUGAGAUGCAUGUUUAGCUGAUUGGCCGCUGAUGAGAUGCAUGUUUGGCUGAUUGCAUGGUUACAAUAUCACCAUUAUUACCUACAAAUAAUCAUUAGUAUCCACUUACUCGACUGACGAUAAUUUAGGGCAGGGACACUAUUUUAGCGUUUAUCCACGUUGAGUAAUCUAUCUUUUUUAAAUCGAUUAUAUUCUCAAAAUUAUCCAUUACAUUUAAUAAUGAUAUGUUACAAAUAUAAAAAAUUUGAACAUACUUAUAAAGUGGAACAUAACUUGA
Messenger RNA from Dreissena polymorpha, 2658 nucleotides. RefSeq names its product interferon-induced protein 44-like. NCBI's taxonomy places the organism in Eukaryota, Metazoa, Mollusca, Bivalvia, Myida, Dreissenidae. Bases 96 to 1550 code for a protein of 484 amino acids. The record is from RefSeq and is a predicted model, not a curated record. The transcript is spliced from 7 exons.